This is a messenger RNA of Oncorhynchus tshawytscha (Chinook salmon), 10493 nucleotides long. It is a transcript of the gene dmd, whose product is annotated as dystrophin. The record is from RefSeq and is a predicted model, not a curated record. Bases 248 to 8188 code for a protein of 2646 amino acids. Gene Ontology annotation, molecular function: protein binding; zinc ion binding. NCBI's taxonomy places the organism in Eukaryota, Metazoa, Chordata, Actinopteri, Salmoniformes, Salmonidae. The transcript has 60 exons. Gene Ontology annotation, biological process: synaptic signaling. Gene Ontology annotation, cellular component: plasma membrane.
GAAGCUGAAGGCACUGAGGGAGAAGGAGAAUGCUCCUGUCUUCUUCGAUGCAGACAUCACUGACUUCACACAGCAUCACCAGCAGGUCCUGGAUGAGCUCCAGGCCCGAGAGAGACAGCUGGUGCUGGUUCAGGAGAGCCUUCCUCCAGUACUCUAUAAGGAGACAGUAUUUACUCUGUUGGCCUGGUUACAGCAGUGUGAGGCGAGGCUAGCCAUCCCCUCUACAGCCGUCACUGAAUACCCUACCAUGGAGGGGAGACUGAAGGAUGUCAAGGUAAUGCAGGUUGCGCUUGCAGAGCACCAGAGUGAGGUGGACUACCUGACGUCUACAGUGGACCAGGUUUUUCAGAAGGCCCCUCCUGAGAUCAGUCACAAGUACAGGACAGAGAUGGACAGCAUCAUGACUCGCUGGAGACGCCUGUCCUCAACGCUGGGGGAACAGGCGACCAAGAUAACAGAGCUUAUGGCUAAAUUACUGCAGUUCCAGAAUGACGUGAAGACUCUGAGGAAGUGGAUGGCUGAUGUUGAUGUGUUCCUGAAUGAGGAGUGGCCAGCGCUGGGGGACUCAGAGGCCCUGCAGAAACAGCUGGAGCAGUGCACUGCCCUGGUGAAUGACAUCCACACCAUCCAACCCAGUCUGAACGGCAUCAAUGAGGUGGGCGUGUCUCUGAAGACAGAGGCGGAGCCAGCAUUCGCCAUCCAACUGCAGAAGGAGCUCGAUGAGCUGAACGCCAUGUGGGAGAUAAUCUGCAAACAGGCCUAUGCUAAGAAGUCCGCUCUGAAGGGGGGUCUGGACAAGACCAUGAGCCUGAGGAAGGAGAUGGCUGAGAUGCAGGAGUGGAUCACACAGGCUGAGGAGGACUAUCUGGAGAGAGACUUCACUUACCAGACCCCUGAGGAGCUACGCAAGGCUGUGGAGGAACUCAAGAAGGGUCAAGAGGAGGUCCACUCUAAAGAGCUGAAGGUGAAGCUGCUGACUGACUCUGUGAACAGUUUCAUCUCCAAAGCCCCUCCGGCCGCCCACGAUGCCCUCAAGGCAGAGCUGGUCGUGCUGACCGCUAACUACCAGAGACUCUGCAGCCGCCUGGACGGCAAGUGUAAAACCCUGGAGGAGGUGUGGGCGUGUUGGUGUGAGCUGCUGUCCUACCUGGAGCAGGAGAACGGCUGGCUGGACCAGCUGGAGCAGAAGCUAGACGAGACAGACAGCAUCCCGGGGGGAGCAGAGGAGCUCUGUGAGGCCCUUGAUGCCCUGGACACAUUGCUGCGUCACCCUGAAGAUGGGAGGAACCAGAUCAGAGAGCUGUCUCAGACCCUGAUGGACGGAGGAGUUCUGGAUCAACUGAUCCAGCACAAACUAGAGGCCUUCAACACACGCUGGGAUGAACUCAUGCAGAGGGCGGUUCGUCGGCAGCAGCAGCUGGAGAGGAGUGUGCAGUGGACCCAGGAGAAUGACAAGACGCUGCGUCUCAUCAACGACUCUCUGGACGCCACCGACCGCCACCUGUCUGCCUACAUCGCUGACCACAUCGACGCAGCACAGAUACCACAGGAGGCACAGAAGAUCCAGACAGAGCUGAAUGGUCACGAGGCGACUCUGGCAGACAUGAAGAAGAAGAAUACAGAGAGAGACCAGUCAGAGAGAGUAGCAGCCCAGAUCCACCUGAUACAGAAGAAACUCCAGGAGGUGUGUGUGAAGUUCAGGCUCUUCCAGAAGCCUGCGAACUUCGACCUGCGCCUCUCAGAGUGUGAGAGGGUUCUCUGGGAUGUGAAGGCACAGCUGGGGGUGUUGGACAUACGCAGCGUGGAACAGGACGUGGUGCAGUCACAGUUGGAACAAUGCAUGAAGUUGUAUAAGAGUCUGAGUGAGGUGAAGUUGGAGAUAGAGACUGUGAUAAAGACUGGAAGACAGAUCGUUCAGAGACAGCAGACGGAGAAGCCUAAAGAGCUGGACGACAGACUCACUGCCCUCAAGCUGCUCUAUAAUCAACUGGGCGCGCAGGUGACGGAGGGAAAACAGGAACUAGAGAAGAGUCUGAAGUUGUCCAGGAAACUGCGUAAGGAGUUGAACAGCCUGACAGAGUGGCUAGCUGCUACAGACGCUGAGCUGACUAGGAGGUCGGCUGUGGAGGGGAUGCCCAGUGAUCUAGAGGCUGAGCUGGACUGGGCCAAGGCAACCCAUAAGCAGACAGAGAAGCAUGCUCCCCAGUUGAAGGCUGUAGAGGAGUUGGCUGAAGCCUUGAAGGCAGUGCUGAGAGGUCAGGAGAGCCUGGUCGAUGACAAGGUCCAGCUGCUCAAAUGUAACUGGGUCGCUGUCACCUCCAGGAGUGAGGAGUGGUUAAAGCUACUGCUGGACUACCAGAGCCAGGUGGAGACAUUGGAUGUGAAUAUGAAGGUGAUAAAGGAGUGGAUGGAGGGAGCAGAGAAAGAGAUGGACCAGAUAGAGAACCAGGGACCCAACGACCCUGUCCUCAAGGGUCUGCGUGGGGACUUGGAGGUGAUGCAUGGUAAGGUGGAAGCGGUGCGGGUGCUACACCAGGGUCUGAUGGGUACUUGUGGGGAACACUGCCAGGCACAGCUGGGGCCCAAAAUGGAAAAGUUCAACCAGCGUUUUGACAGCAUCGCACAGCGCAUCACUGCAGGACAGGCAGCAGCAUCAGCGGUGGAGGUGGAGCAGUUCCACAGUGAAGCUAAGAUCUGGCUGGACCUGCUGGAGGAAGAAGAGAAACAGGGAGAGAACCUCAAGGAGGAAGAUUUCACAGGACAGGACGGGACCUGUGAGGAGGGGGCAGUGAAGGAGCUGUUGCUGAAAGGACAGAAGCUACAGAGGAGAGUUCCAGACCUGGACAAGAAAGAACAGAUCAGAUUAAAACACAAUCAGCUCAACACUAAAUACAACAGUGUCAUGGACCUGCGAGGUGUGAGGAGGAGGAAGGCCCUGGCGAUAGCCCCCCAGUGGUAUCAGUACCGUAGGAAGACUGAUGACCUUCUCCAGUGGCUGGACGACAUUGAGAGGAGCGUGGCUGAACUACCUGAUCCAGCAGAGGAACAGAGGGUUAAGGAGAUUGGCUCAGAGUUCGAUGAGAAGAGUGAGGAUCUGAAAGAGGUGCAGGGAUUGGCCAAAGAACUGUCAGACGCAGGGGCGACCUCGCUGGUGCAGCCCCGCCUCCUCCAGCUCAACACACGCUGGCAGGAGGUGGAGGCUAAAUUCACCCCCUACCGCCGACAAAGUGAGUACCUGGGAGAGCUGCAGACCCUGCUGCGUUCCGUCUCUGAGACAGACUUCCAACUGAACUCUCCUGAGUACUGGCAGGCCGUCUUCUAUAACCUACCCCAGCAGGGACAGUGCCUUCAGGAGGUGAAGGUGAAUCUGAAGAACCUCCGCCCCCCUGUAGAGGGCGCUCUAGCCAGGAGAGAGGAGGUGGUGGCCAUCGCCACUCCAGCAGAGAGAACCAGGGUUCAGGAGACAGCACUGCUGCUCAACACUAACUGGGACAAAGUCAACAAGCUGUACCUGGACAGGCUCAGGCGCUGGGAGACGUCCAAUGCUAAGUGGCUGAAGUUCGUAGCGGACCAGAAGGUGCUUGGUGAUUGGUUGAGUGGUGCGGAGACCACUCUGAAACAGGCGAAGACAGACCCUGCUGGGACCAGACCACACCUUAAGGAGCUGCAGGAGAGCGUGGGGGCCCAGGGGGGCGUGGUGGCAGGGCUGAACGCUGCAGGGAAGGAGAUCAUUGGUCAGAGUACGCAGGAGGACGGAGCUCAGAUCAGGCUACAGCUCAACACCCUCAACACACGCUGGGUGAACAUCACCCAGGAGAUCGCAGAGAGGAAGAGGAGGUCUGCAGAGGCACGUACUGCAGCGAUGGGGCUGCAGGAGGACAUGGGGGAGUUCCUGUCCUGGCUGGAUGAGGCUGAGGAGGUCGUGGCCAUCCCCCUGACGCCUGGAGAUCACCACCAGAUGAACGCCACUCUGGAGAAAGUCACGGCUCGUGUGCUGGAACUACCAGCCAGACAGAACAAUGUGGAUACCAUCAACACGAGGACCGGCACCAUUCCCCUCCCUGCUGACCAACAGAAGGAAAUGAAGAUGAUCAACACACGCUGGGUACAGGUGUCUAAAGACCUGCCUGAGAAGCAGAAGCAGAUUGAGGGCUUGCUGAAGGAGCUGUCUCACUUCCAGGACCGGCUGACUUACCUCUCCUCGUGGACCUCAACCACCAGGACCACCCUAGAGGAAAACCCUGACAAUGUGGAACCCAAGCUCAUAGAUGAAGUCCAGGUCAAGAAGCCUGAGGUGGAGGGGGUGUUGGCUAAGGGCCAGGAGCUGUACAAGGACACGCCUCCCAGCCAACCAGAGAAGGAGAAGUACCACAGUCUGAGUGAUGAUUGGAGGGCGAUUCAGGGGCAAAUGAUAGUACACAGAGAGAGGCUGGCCGCUCUAAAGAUCCAGAAAACCACCAUUGAGACCCUCCAGGGAGACGCCCCAGCCCUGGCUCAGUUCAACAAGGCCUGGGCAGAGCUCUUUGAUUGGCUAUCCCUGCUGGAUCAGAUGGUACAGACACAGAGGGUGACCGUGGCCGACCUGGACGACAUCAACCACAUGAUCGUCAAGACCAAGGGAGCACUGGGGGACAUGGAGCGGCGGCGCCCCCAGCUGGAGGGUCAGCUGACUGCAGCCCAGAACCUGAAGAACAAAACCAACAACCAGGAGACACGAGCUGCUAUCACCGACCGCAUUGACAGGUUGCAGACCCACUGGGAGGAGUCACAGGGCAGACUGGCUGAUAGACAUCAACAGCUACAGAACAUGCUGCAGGACUCCUCUGAUUGGUUGGACGCCAGGAAGGAGGUGGAACCUCUCAUCAAACGAGCCAAUGACAAGCUGGAGUCGUGGCAGGAUAUUUCCUACACCAUGGAUGCUCUGAAGAAGCAAAACACUGACCUCAAGCUGUUUGUGAAGGAGCUGCACCAGUGGCAGGGUCAGGUGGACGUGACCAAUGACCUGGCAGGGAAGCUGUUAACCCUUUACUCUACCGACCACACACACAAGGUCACACAGAUGACCGACGCCACCAACGUUACCUGGGAGCACAUCAACAAACGUGUCGGGGACCGUGAGGCGGCUCUGUCAGCUGCUCUGAGGCUGUUACAGCAGUUCUACCUGGACCUGAAGGAGUUCCUCAACUGGCUGACGGAGGCAGAGACCACCUGUAACGUCCUGCUGGACGCCUCACACAAGGAGAGGCUGCUGGAGGACCCUGAGGCUGUACGACACCUGCUGGGGCAGUUCCAGGACCUUCAGGGGGAGAUAGAUGGCCACACAGAACUGUACCACUCUCUGGAUGAGAAUGGUCAGCGUAUCGUGACGUCUCUGACCGGCUCAGACGAUGCCGUACUCCUACAGAGCCGCCUGGACGACAUGGGCCAGCGCUGGGACGAGCUCCGCAGCAAAACCAUGAGUAUGAGAUCUCACCUGGAAGGGGAAAUGGCUCCAUGGAAGCGGAUACACAUGACCCUUCAGGAACUGAUAGCCUGGCUGCAGAUGAAGACUGACCUGCUGGAGCAGGAACCACCAGUAGGGGGCGACGUCCCUGCUGUGCAACAACAGCUGGACACACACAGGAGCUUCAGGAGAGAUCUGAGGGCCAAGGGCCCGGUGGUUAACGGGGCUCUGGACCAGGUUCAGAUCUUCCUGUCUGAGCUGCCUGCUGAGAGGGAGCCUCAGCCUGUCCAGAGAGACAUCAGUCCAGAGGAGCGUGCCCAGAACGUGGGGCGUGUCCUGCGAAAGGAAGCAGAGGAUGUGGCGUCUGGGUGGGAGGGGCUUAACGAGGAGGCCGCUGAUUGGCAGAGGAGGCUGGAGCUGGCUCUGGAUAGGCUGUUGGAGCUUCAGAAGGCCCAGGACCAGCUGGAGCUGAGGCUGAGCCAGGCUGAGAUGGUGAAGGAGGCCUGGGAGCCUGUAGGAGACCUGCUCAUAGACUCACUACCUGAACACAUCGACAGGGUCAAGGCGUUCCAGGCAGAGAUAGCUCCUAUCAAAGACGAUGUGAGUCACGUCAACAACCUGGCCUCUACCUUCGGCCCUCCUGACCUCGUCCUCUCACGACCCAACCUGGACAGACUGGAUGACCUCAACACACGCUGGAGGAUGCUACAGGUUUCCAUGGGAACGUGUAAAAAGUCAGGGGGUGGAAUGGCGGUGGAUGAGUUGGGGGAUGUGUCUGAGAUCUCCAUCAAAGACCAUCUGAAGCAGCUGACAGAUGCUCAGAGGGACUUUGGCUCUCUGCAGGGUUCUGUUCAAGGUCCAUUUGAGCAGGCGGUCUCACCCAAUAACGUGCCCUACUACAUCAAAGAGAAAACACCAGAAGUCCUGGCCCAGACCAUCUAUGACCACCAGACACAGACAACAUGCUGGGACCAUCCCAAGAUGGCCGACCUCUACCAGUCUCUGGCCGACCUGAACAACGUGCGUUUCUCAGCCUACCGGACAGCCAUGAAGCUGAGACGCCUGCAGAAAGCUCUGUGUCUGGACCUCCUGGGUAUGCCCGCAGCGUGUGAGGUCUUUGAGCAGCAUGGCCUGAAGCAGAAUGAGCAUCUGAUGGACAUCAUGCAGGUGAUGACGUGUCUGACCAGCCUCUAUGAGAAACUGGACCAGCAGCAUGGGAACCUGGUCAAUGUCCCGCUGUGUGUCGACAUGUGUCUCAACUGGCUGCUCAAUGUUUAUGACACAGGAAGAAGUGGAAAAAUCAGAACUCUGUCCUUCAAAACCGGCAUCAUCUCACUCUGCAAAGCACACCUGGAAGACAAAUACAGAUUCCUGUUCCGCCAGGUAGCCAGUGCAACAGGGUUCUGUGACCAGCGGAGGCUGGGUCUUCUCCUCCAUGAUUCCAUCCAGAUCCCCCGUCAGCUGGGAGAAGUGGCCUCCUUCGGGGGCUCCAACAUCGAGCCCAGCGUCCGCAGCUGCUUCCAGUUUGCCAAUAACAAGCCAGAGCUGGAAGCUGCUAUGUUCCUGGACUGGAUGCGUCUGGAGCCUCAGUCGAUGGUGUGGCUGCCUGUUUUACACCGUGUGGCGGCUGCUGAGACGGCCAAACACCAGGCCAAGUGUAACAUCUGCAAGGAGUGUCCUAUCAUCGGCUUCAGGUACCGAAGCUUAAAGCAUUUUAACUAUGACAUCUGCCAAAGCUGCUUCUUCUCUGGUCGUGUGGCUAAGGGACACAAGAUGCAAUACCCCAUGGUGGAGUACUGUACACCGACUACGUCAGGGGAGGAUGUGAGGGACUUUGCCAAGGUACUGAAAAACAAAUUCAGGACCAAACGAUACUUCGCUAAGCACCCCCGUAUGGGCUACCUCCCUGUGCAGACCAUCCUGGAGGGGGACAACCUGGAGACUCCCGUAACUCUGAUCAACUUCUGGCCGGUAGAUCAUGCGCCUGCGUCCUCCCCCCAGCUCUCCCAUGACGACACCCAUUCACGCAUCGAGCAUUACGCCAGCCGGUUAGCUGAAAUGGAGAACCGUAAUGGAUCUUAUCUGAAUGACAGUAUCUCACCCAAUGAGAGCAUUGAUGAUGAACACCUGUUGAUUCAGCACUACUGUCAGAGUCUGAACCAGGGCUCUCCCCUCAGCCAGCCACGCAGCCCCGCCCAGAUCCUCAUCUCCAUGGAGACUGAGGAGAAGGGGGAGCUGGAGAGGGUGCUCAACGACCUGGAGUCAGACAACAGGAAGCUACAGGCGGAGUAUGACAAGUUGAAGAAGGCCCACGACCACAAGGGUCUGUCCCCACUCCCCUCACCCCCGGAGAUGCUGCCCGCUUCGCCCCAGAGCCCACGGGACGCCGAGCUGAUCGCUGAGGCCAAACUGCUGAGGCAGCACAAAGGACGGCUGGAGGCUCGCAUGCAGAUCCUGGAGGACCAUAACAAACAACUGGAGUCACAGCUACACCGGCUCAGACAGCUACUGGAACAGACUGACUCCAAGGUGAACGGUACAGCCCUGUCCUCUCCCUCCACCUCGUCCCAGCGCUCUGACACCAGUCUGCCUCUGAUGCGUGUAGCAGGCAGCCAGACUACAGAGACCAUGGGUGACGAUGAGCUGUCAAGUCCGUCCCAAGAUGCAUUGGGGCUAGAGGAGGUGAUGGAGCAGCUAAACAACUCCUUCCCCCACAGCCAAGGAGGUCGAAGGGGAAACCAUUGAGAGGACUGAGUGUAGGCAGUCUGUUCCACAUGGCAGACGACCUGGGUCGAGCCAUGGAGUCAUUGGUCAACGUGAUGACGGACGAACAGAGUGGCGAGUAGCGGAAGACGAGGGCCCGCCCCUUACCCACUCCCCAACCAACCGCAUGCUUUUCUAGUCAAAACAACUGGAUUGGACACGUUUACAAAGAGAAAUAUACAUAUAUUUUUGUGAAGGAUCAGCAUUACAAAACUUGUAGAUUUCAGUAGUUUCUUAAAAGUAUCGAAAAUGGUUUUAUUAACAAAAAGGCAGGUUUUUAAACUUCUAUGCAAUUGUAUAAAAACAGAAGAGAAAGAAAAGUGUGUAAAUCUUGUGAACGUAUUUCCAUUUCUUUGUAUGGAGCAUUUCACAACAUUUGUAUCAAAAAGACAGAUUGUAAACAUAAGGGUGCUUUAUAUUACAAAACUAUGUUUAUUAUAACAACAAAAGAUGAGAUACUGUAAAGGCAAUGCAGUCGUCCUGUACCCUUUCAGCGUAGAGAGACUGACUGUGUGUAUGUAUGCACGUUUGUGUGUGUGUCUUGGUACGCAAGGGUGUGUGUGACGUGUGUGUGACGUGUGUGUGAAGGUAAUCUAUUUUCCACAUUUGCAUUAUAGCUUUUGCUUUGGGCUGAUGCACCUCUCGUUGUUUAUCAAACCAUCCAUCCAUCCAUAGGUCAUAGGUCAUCUUUUUCUUUAGUAGUGUCUGUUUGAUGAUCAUAAUAUGAUACUAUGCCCUUUGCCUCGUUCACCGCAGCUCUGGUCCACUCCUAUGUGUUGAAUCUACCACGAGGAGCCAUAGAGCACAGACUGAAAGGUCCAAUCUGGGAUAUUAACAGCCGUUAUUGUUGUUUUUCAAAUGAAGGAUUGGGCCUUUAACACUGACAGAAAGAAAGUAAUAGUGUUGUUUUAAUACCUAUUCAUAGUGGUUUUGUAGGAUUAUGGAAUUUAAUUUCAAUUUAAUACCAUUUAAAAUAGAGCUACAGUACAGUGUGACAUUCAGCUGUUUGUAAUCCUGAGAUUAUUUUAUUGAUUUGAUCUGAGUUCUCUCCUAGUGUGAUUGGGAGUGGUUUAAGAUACUAGUGUAGGAUUCUAGAACCCCCAGUAAUGCAAGCUCUACCUCGUUUUAAUUGGUCAAAACCCAACAUUCACAUUCUUCUUCAUUCUGAUCCUUCCUAGGAAGGUGCAGAAAAUAUUCUACUGUAGUUGGAUGCCAUCGUAAAGAACCCAUCCAUGUUUUGAAAUGGAAUGAGUCCCUCCAGAUACAUACACUGUAGUGUCCUCAGUGUAGCUGGAUGCCAUCGUAAAGAACCCAUCCAUGUUUUGAAAUGGAAUGAGUCCCUCCAGAUACAUACACUGUAGUGUCCUCAGUGUAGCUGGAUGCCAUCGUAAAGAACCCAUCCAUGUUUUGAAAUGGAAUGAGUCCCUCCAGAUACAUACACUGUAGUGUCCUCAGUGUAGCUGGAUGCCAUCGUAAAGAACCCAUCCAUGUUUUGAAAUGGAAUGAGUCCCUCCAGAUACAUACACUGUAGUGUCCUCAGUGUAGCUGGAUGCCAUCGUAAAGAACCCAUCCAUGUUUUGAAAUGGAAUGAGUCCCUCCAGAUACAUACACUGUAGUGUCCUCAGUGUAGCUGGAUGCCAUCUUAAAGAACCCAUCCAUGUUUUGAAAUGGAAUGAGUCCCUCCAGAUACAUACACUGUAGUGUCCUCAGUGUAGCUGGAUGCCAUCGUAAAGAACCCAUCUAUGUUUUGAAACGGAAUGAGUCCCUCCAAUCUGAAUGUGUUCAGAUACAUACACUGUACUGUCCUCAGCGGUUCAUUAAGAUAUAGAAAUUAAAUGUCAGACAUGUUUAAGGAAACUGGACCAGGGUGCACUACUGUUAUCCAUCCUGGACAGACUAGAGUUGAUCUUCUGUGUGCUAAUGCAUUUGUUUAGUUUUAUUUGUGUGCUCCUUUAUGGAAUUGCAUGGUGUGGGGGCGUUAUCAGUGUGAGAUCACAGUUGAUGUUUAUUUCAAACCCAAACAAUUGAAGGUAUUCUUCAGGAUUAUUACAGUUUCAUGACAACACCUUUUUGCUUCGUUUUGUCACCAUGUUUAUAGCAGCAUGAUCAAAGAUAAUGAUUCAUUAAUCCACUGUGUCAUUCAUUUCUAACCCUGGAGUUGUAUUGUCCAUCUUUUUCAAUAACUCAUUUGUUCCACAACAUAUCAAAUUCCACCAAAUAUAUGCCUUACUACUGUAUUAUAACAUGCUUUACUGUGUCUAUCAAUAAAGCGGUGAUGUUGACUUGA